Messenger RNA from Metschnikowia bicuspidata var. bicuspidata NRRL YB-4993, 1455 nucleotides. RefSeq lists its product as uncharacterized. The record is from RefSeq and is a predicted model, not a curated record. Bases 269 to 1363 code for a protein of 364 amino acids. Gene Ontology annotation, biological process: regulation of transcription by RNA polymerase II; chromatin remodeling. The transcript has a single exon. Gene Ontology annotation, cellular component: RSC-type complex; nuclear chromosome; nucleus. Gene Ontology annotation, molecular function: transcription coregulator activity. NCBI's taxonomy places the organism in Eukaryota, Fungi, Ascomycota, Pichiomycetes, Serinales, Metschnikowiaceae.
GUUUCGGGUACGUGGUGCGAACUUUAAUGUCUCAUUUGUCACAUGAUUAAUUAGGGCUAAGCGUCUAGUUCUCACAAAAGCACCGCGAAAACACCGCGAAAACUUCCCGCGCCAAAAACAAUCACCAGAAAACAACCACAACUCCAUCUACCAAAACCACUCCACACGUGGCCUUCCCUCCACCGAUCUCCCCCAAAGCCCACCCCAGCGCACCGUUUCCCCGCUGCACACCCCAAAACACCCAGCCACCCCAACACACCCGUCCACCAUGUCGUUGGCGUACCAGAGCAAUUUCUACACGCCGCAGGCGCUAAGUACGGGCCUCACGUCCCGCUUGGCCAAGGACGCCGACAGCGCACUUUUGAUCACAAACGCGCCGCAGGAGCGCAGCGCCAAGCGCAACGCGCAGCAGAUCAACUACGCCGAGUUCGACAACGCCAACGACGAGGCCGACUUCGAGGAGGAGAUCCCGGGCAACAACGCGUUUUCCAUUGCCGGCGUGCACACCACGGUGGCGGCACAAAAGCGGCUUUUGAAGCCCGCGCGGCUCGUGCGCUUGCUGGAGGACGUUGUGGGCGACGUGGCGCCGGAGUUAGCGGCCGCGGCACGGGCCAACAUGGGCGCCCAGCAGCACGUGUUGGUGCCCAUCAAGUUGAACAUCGAGUUCAACAGCGGCAUGCUGAAGCUCGUGGACUUCUUCAUGUGGAACGCCAGCGAGCUGCUCGUGACGCCCGACGCGUUUGCCGCGCUCCUCUGUGCGGAGUUGGAGUUGCCGCAGCACGUGCACCUGGAGAUCGUGGAAGCCAUCACCAAGCAGCUCGACGAGUACAGCUACGUGUCCACGUUGCAGUUGCCCGCCACGGCCGAGUACCACGUGAUCGUGGACCUCCUGGUGAACUUGGACAAGAAGUUGUACGAGGACAAGUUCGAGUGGGACUUGAACCAGACGGACGUGACGCCCGAGGACUUUGCCGAGAUCGUGGUGGCGGACAUGGGGCUCAGCCGCGAGUUCAAGCCGGCCAUUGCCCACAGCUUGCACGAGUUGACCAUCCGCUUGAAGAAGGAGAUCCUCGACGGCUCCUACAACCACGAGUUGCACAAGUACCAGCAGCUCACGGGGCUCAUUUUCGAGAAGAACGUGCGCAUCCGCACCGACAGCAGCAUCUCCAACGGCAACGCGGUGUGGGAGCCGUUCAUCGAGAUCUUGAGUCCGUGGGAGAUCGAGAAGCGCGAGAUCGAGCGCGAGCGCAACUCGCGCCGCUUGAAGCGCGAGAACAUGCGCCGCGAGGUCGACGACUACGCCGGCUCCAAGCGGCGCGCCACCACGAGGAGACGCCUCGAUGAGCUUGACUGGCGCAUCUAGAGGGCCGGGGCACGCCAUUCUUGCCGGCCGUGCCGGGGUUUGUGGGGCCGUCCCACAACGCCACGUGGCCCUUGUGGGAACAGGGGCAUGCA